ACCGCGCAUGCUCGCCCGCGCCGUAUGACGUGAGCUGCCUGGCUUAGCAGGGAAAGAUCAAAGAAGAGGGAGAAAGGAAAAAAAAACCCGACGGAGAAGCGAGCGGGGCUCGCGGGGGUUGCGCAGGAAUCGGCCCAGCGCAGCGGGAAGUUUCUGGGAGGAGAGCAAGAGCGAAGCAACCUCGGCUCGCUCUCCGGCCAUCUGCCCGUCUCUCUCUCUCUCUCUCCGCGAGCAAAGUUGCCUCGUCUUUCCUCCGCCUCCUUCCGAAGCCAGCUGCCGUGCGUGCCGGCGGGUGCGAACGAUUCGGGCACCGCGGACCCGGAGCGCACAUGGGAAGGCGAGCGAGCCCGGUGCACGCGUGACAGAGCGGGAGCGAGAGACGAGACGCUCCCGCCAAGAAUACCCGACAGGUCAUGGCAGGGCAGGGCUGCGACCGGGGCUGCUGUGAGGUAGAAAUCCCAGCGUGGGUGCGGGAAGCAGAAGUGUGAGCCGAGCUCGAGCCGAGGCGGAAAGAAUCCCCCCCUUGGGCGAGAGCAGCGAAGGGAGGGCGCCGCCGGAGCAGCUGCCAGUCGCUUCACCAUGGAUUGCAGCCGCCUCAGGACUCUUAUUAAUAGAUACUGUGCUGGGGAAGAGAACUGGGUGGACAAUCGGACAAUUUAUGUUGGGCAUCGUGAACCCCCUCCAGGUGCUGAAGCAUACAUUCCGCAGAGGUAUCCAGACAACAGAAUAGUCUCAUCAAAGUAUACCUUUUGGAACUUUAUACCGAAAAACCUAUUUGAGCAGUUCCGAAGAAUAGCAAACUUCUACUUUCUUAUCAUUUUUCUUGUACAGUUAAUUAUUGACACGCCAACCAGUCCAGUGACAAGCGGGCUGCCACUUUUCUUUGUCAUCACUGUAACAGCUAUAAAACAGGGAUAUGAAGAUUGGCUUCGUCAUAAAGCUGACAAUGCAAUUAAUCAGUGUCCCGUUCAUUUUAUUCAUCAUGGCAAACUGGUUCGAAAGCAGAGCCGCAAACUAAGAGUUGGAGACAUUGUGAUGGUGAAAGAAGAUGAAACAUUCCCCUGUGAUUUAAUAUUAUUGUCAAGUAGUCGAUCAGAUGGCACAUGUUUUGUUACAACAGCAAGUUUGGAUGGUGAAUCGAGUCAAAAGACAUAUUAUGCGGUCCAGGAUACAAAGUCUCUUCACGAUGAACAAGAUAUUGACAAACUACAGGCUACCAUUGAAUGUGAACAGCCUCAGCCUGAUCUUUAUAAAUUUGUUGGCCGGAUAAAUAUUUACCAUGAGAGUAAUGAGCCAAUUGCAAGGCCACUGGGAUCAGAAAAUGUGCUUCUUAGAGGAGCUACCUUAAAGAACACAGAGCACAUCUUCGGUGUUGCAAUAUAUACUGGCAUGGAAACAAAAAUGGCAUUGAAUUACCAAUCAAAAUCACAGAAACGAUCAGCUGUAGAAAAAUCAAUGAAUGCUUUUCUUAUUGUAUACCUUUGUAUUCUAAUUAGUAAAGCACUAAUAAAUACCAUCCUGAAAUAUGUUUGGCAGCUUGAGCAAUAUCGUGAUGAACCUUGGUAUAAUAAGAAAACAGAAUCCGAAAGGAAAAGAAAUGUGUUUAUCGCAGCAUUUACAGAUUUUCUUUCUUUCAUGGUCCUUUUCAACUACAUCAUUCCUGUUUCUAUGUAUGUCACAGUAGAAAUGCAGAAAUUUCUUGGUUCUUAUUUUCUCACUUGGGAUGAAGAAAUGUUUGAUGAAGAAACAGGUGAAGGACCCCUCGUGAAUACCUCUGAUCUUAAUGAAGAGUUAGGGCAGGUUGAAUAUGUCUUCACAGAUAAAACAGGGACAUUAACUGAAAACAAUAUGGAAUUUAUAGAGUGCUGCAUUGAGGGGCAUGUUUAUAUACCCCAUGUCAUCUGUAAUGGCCAAAUUCUCCAUGACUGUAGUGGAAUUGAUAUGAUUGAUUCAUCCCCAGGAGGAAGUGGAAAAGACCGAGAAGAGCUCUUUUUCCGAGCUCUAUGUCUUUGUCAUACAGUUCAAGUGAAGGAAGAUGAUAUGGUAGAUGGAGUAAAGAAAGCUCAACUUUCAGGAAAAUCUUCUGUGUAUAUUUCAUCAUCCCCUGAUGAAGUUGCUUUAGUUGAAGGAAUUCAGAGACUUGGUUAUACAUAUUUACGAUUGAAAGACAAUUUUAUGGAAAUUUUAAAUCGAGAAAAUGACAUUGAAAGAUUUGAACUAUUAGAAGUUCUUAGUUUUGAUUCAGUAAGAAGACGGAUGAGUGUGAUUGUAAAAUCAGCAAAAGGCGAAAUAUUUCUAUUUUGCAAAGGAGCAGAUUCUUCUAUAUUUCCUAGAGUUACAGAAGGAAAAAUAGAACAGAUAAGAUCAAGAGUUGAGCGAAAUGCCGUGGAGGGCUUACGAACAUUGUGUGUUGCAUAUAAAAAAUUCACAUACGAAGAAUAUGAGAUUGUGGAAAAACAGCUUCAAGUGGCAAAAAUAGCCCUUCAGGAUCGGGAAAAAAAACUGGCAGAAGCAUAUGAACAGAUAGAAGAUGGGCUUAUCUUGCUUGGGGCUACAGCAGUUGAAGACCGAUUACAGGAAAAAGCUGCUGAUACAAUUGAUGCUCUGCAGAAGGCUGGCAUUAAAGUAUGGGUUCUGACAGGAGACAAAAUGGAGACUGCUGCAGCAGCCUGCUAUGCCUGCAAGCUAUUCAGAAGAAAUACUCAAAUACUUGAAUUGACUACAAAGAAAAUAGAGGAGCAGAAUUUGCAUGAUGUAUUAUUUGAAUUGAGCAAAACUGUUCUAAAGCACAGUGGCAGCUUAACAAGAGAUAUCUACUCAGGGCUUUCAGCUGAAAUGCAAGAUUAUGGUUUAAUUAUUGAUGGAGCAGCAUUAUCAUUAAUAAUGAAACCACGGGAAGAUGGCAGCUCUGGUAACUACCGAGAAAUCUUCCUUGAAAUUUGUAGAAACUGCAGUGCAGUUUUAUGCUGUCGCAUGGCUCCUUUGCAAAAAGCACAGAUUGUAAAAUUAAUUAAAUGGUCAAAAGAACACCCCAUCACAUUAGCAAUUGGUGAUGGAGCAAAUGAUGUCAGUAUGAUAUUAGAAGCACAUGUUGGCAUAGGCAUUAUUGGAAAAGAAGGCCGUCAAGCAGCAAGAAACAGUGACUAUGCAAUAGCCAAAUUUAAACAUUUGAAAAAAAUGUUACUGAUUCACGGGCAUUUUUAUUAUGUCAGGAUAUCUGAACUGGUGCAAUACUUCUUUUAUAAGAAUGUCUGCUUCAUUUUUCCUCAGUUUUUAUACCAAUUCUUCUGUGGAUUUUCACAACAGCCUUUAUAUGAUACUGCGUAUCUUACUCUGUAUAAUAUCAGCUUUACUUCACUUCCUAUUUUGUUAUAUAGUUUAAUGGAACAACAUGUGAGUUCUGAGACACUCAAGAGAAACCCUAUACUAUACAGGGAUGUUGCCAAGAAUGCUCACCUACGAUGGCGUACAUUCAUUUACUGGACAUUCUUGGGAGUUUUUGAUGCUGUCGUCUUUUUCUUUGGUGCCUAUUUCUUGUUUGACAAUUCAACUAUGACCAGCAAUGGGCAGAUGUUUGGAAACUGGACCUUUGGAACACUGGUGUUCACUGUAUUGGUAUUCACCGUUACAUUAAAGCUUGCACUGGAUACUCACUAUUGGACAUGGAUCAACCACUUUGUGAUCUGGGGAUCACUACUUUUCUACAUUGUCUUUUCUCUUCUCUGGGGCGGGAUCAUUUGGCCAUUUCUCAACUACCAGAGGAUGUACUACGUAUUCCUGCAGAUGCUAUCUACUGGUCCUGCCUGGCUGGGCAUUAUUAUGCUUAUAAUUGUUAGUCUUCUUCCAGAUGUCCUCAAAAAGCUUCUGUGCCAGCAGAUAUGGCCUACAGCAACAGAAAGAAUUCAGAAAACAUCCGACCCUGAGCAGGACGCUAUUUCAGAAUUCACACCUCUUGCCUCUUUGAAGAGACCAAAAUAUCGAAGUAAUGAAUGCAAGAAGUCCUCAGCAAAAAGGUCUCGUUCUAAAAAAAUAAUGUUCACACGCUGGCAAAACUAUGAUUAUUCAAUGCUCCCAUCUAUCUUUGGCUACUCUAACUAUUCCAAGCGUUGCAAUUCCAGCACACAGGACUACCACCAAAGUGCAGGUUUUGAAACAUCUCUGUGACAGAUCACCAACUCAAGCCUUUAAGAACCACAGCAGCUCUUCCCACCCCUCCCCACCUGCAAAGGACCAUUUAAGAACUCAACCAGAAAAUCGUGACUUUUGCUGCCACAUGUAAGAUCCUGACAAGCCUGCUACAAAACCAGGAGUAUUGGUCUUUUUUUAAAAUGUUUUUGAACUAUUCAAACAAUGAAGUUAUGUACACAGUCUGGUACUGUGGAAAUAGUUCUAAUGCUAUUUUCAUUCUUCUCAGUCAAAAACUGUGUGUUUCCAUCAUCCCUUUUCGUUUUGUUCGAUGAGCCCUGCUUUGAUUUGUGACUAUAUCUGGAUCUGAAUUUUGAAAAAUGGUCAGUCAUAAACAAUGCUUUUGGAUGUUCAGUCAGCAAGUAUAUUCGCUAAUGCUGCUUUUGACAGUCUUUGUCCUUUCUUUGCUUUUUCUCUGGGUGUUUCGGCUGUGCAAAUCAGCACACGGGAAACAGAUUCUAAUGUCUUUGUAUUGUCAGAACAGGACUAUAUGUGAUCUCAAAAUAUUCUUUUUUUUUUGCUAAAGACCAAUGCUUUUAAAGUAUAGUUAAUAUAAUACUUAAGAAGUCAGUCUGGCUAUCAAAUGUGUGAUGUGACCACUACAGCAAUUGGACUGAAAGUAAUUAUUGAACCUUCAGAAUCAGCCAUAGGAGUUUGUAGUAAUAAACAAACCAUAGUAGCUCUAAAAUAGUAUAUUAGGAAGUGUUCUGCUAGUUUGUGGUCUUUCUUUAAUUAAGAAAAAACAAAUAAUUGAUUAUUUAACAAAUUAUUAUUAAAGCAAGUAUUUUCUUGUUUUACUUUUAAUUUGAUAUUAAAAAUAGAAGGGAAAUCAACACUAAAAACAAAUUUUAUGGUAUUAACUGUGACUCUGUGUGUUAGGUAGCACCACCAUGUGGUGUAUUCCCAUUAUUUAAAUAGGGAGUCAUUUAUGACUCUAGUUUGCUGUCUAUUGAUUUUAAUAGUAGAAAAACACAUACCAGCUUGGUUUAAUUUUUCCUCCAGUAUUUUAUUUAGAGUAUAUAAAAGGGUUAAAGUUUACUGAGAAUUAACAUUGCUGUUUGUGCAAAUCCCCUAUUAACUUCCUGAGCAGAGAUAGGGACAACAAAUGUUUUACAAGGCAAAUUGUGAAAUAUGCAUUAUACCAAAGACUAUAAAGAAAAAAGAAUUAGGAGUCCAAGUCUGGUGAAGCUGGUAAUGAUGGAGCAAGUGAGGAAACCAUAAUGCAAAGUUCACCCCUUAUCUACUUGCACAUGACAUUCUGCGUUGUAAUGAAUGGAUCUUGUGUUGUAAUGUCACAACAUAAUAUCUCAUCAUUUUUGCAUCAUCAUGUGAGGAACAAGCACUAAUGAAUGUUAUCAUUUUUAUGUUUUACCAUUCCAUACAGUUCCCCCCAUUUUGGUAAUUUUAAGAUGCAAGCAAUUUCCAUUUCUGGUGUUGCUAACACACUCACAACAUAUUUAAUGUUAUAUAUUUAUUUGACACUGCAUACUUGAAGGUUGGGUAGAAAAGUCCCCUACAUAAAACACUGGUUGUAAAAUGUAAAUAUAUAAAUAUUUCUUAUUUAAAAGAAAAUCAACUUGAUGUGGGUAUUGAUUUUAUACCUGUACUAGUGAUAAAUCUCUCUCUGGGUAUAAUUAGCAAAAUUAUUUUUAAUGUAUUUUUUUAGAAAUCUAAAAAAUGCCUUUGCAAUGAAAUAUUUUUCAAUAUUGAAGCUCUUUAUAUAUCUGAUUUAUGCAUACAUUUGUUAAUAUAUCAAUUCUAUUUUCAAGUAUAUGUUUUAGAAGAAUUUUUUUAUAUAUAUGAGUUUUGGAGCUCUAGAAUUUAGCUUAUAAUGGAAUUGAGAUUGUAGAAACUCUGAUGAAUGUUAAUAUUAGGCAUAGGUUCGUUCUUUCAAAUUCAUCCAAAGCUGCUGAUUUUUAUUUUGUUUGCUUCGGCUUGUAAAUAUUGGCUUUCAAUAGACAAGUCUUACAAGGAAUUGCUGCCACCAUUAUUUUGUAUUGUUCCAUAAAAUUUUGUAUCACUUGCUCCUUUAUGUUUUCAUUUCCAUCCAUUAGCCUUAAAUGGGAAAAUUCUUAUGCGGUUAUUGAAAAUGCUGCAUUCCUGCUCUGCAUGCCCAAGAAAGAUCUUAUGGCAAUGUUGUUGCAUCUCAACCUUUCCUCCCCAAAAAAUUACAGGCUGAAACAUUUAAUGGUAGUUGUGGAGGGGAAAAAAUUAAAAACAUCUUUUACCACUGAGUUCAAGGAGCAUCUGCCAGUGUAUAUGUAUGAGUGUUGCAUGCACACGUGUCAAAAAAGGGCAAAUAGUGCCUGAGACUGAACAAUCAAAACCCUGCCCCCUUUUAUCACCCACAUAAAAAGAGGCCGGGCUUUAAUCAUGCAGAAAGCUGACACUUUCUUGAUUUUGUGACUUUUUUGACCAUCCCCUCUAGGAGCUGGUCCUAGACUUAAUUACUUUUUAACAUUAAAUUCAAUAAGUCUCCUGUAAUGAUGAUCAAAUCUGAGAUCCCUCUCAUUAUAAUAAUAAGUUAGGAGACAGUUUUGAAUUUAAAAGCUCCAUUUUGUUCACAACAAGGUGGGUUCUAAAAAGAUUUUAGGAAAAUGACAAAAGGAAAAGAUAUCUCAGUAUUAACCUCAAUUUUCCUUCAUUGCCUUUCUACAAACAGGCAUGUGUGUAAAAUUCUAGGUCAGAGACCUCUAUGCACUAAAUCUCCAUAUAUGUACACUGGUGCUCCCAACAUUGAAUUCUACCAAAUAAGUGAGAUAUGCAGUCAUUACGUCUUACCUUGAAGAUCUGAAAAACUAGACUGGUUAUUAGCGCAAUGCGAUGCUUGCACCCCAUUUGGUGAUGGAAAACUUUUUUGAUCUGAGUGGGAGUGAAGGAUAUUACAAAAUUAUUUUUUAUAGCUGUGGUUUAUUUUUAUGCACUGUGGAUUAUAUCCCAUAAUUAGAUGUUACAAAUGAGCAGCAAUAAACAAUCUUGAUAAAAUUAAUCAAAACUGAUGGAGAUCUAAGAAGAGGGAAUACUUCAUUUUGUUUAUUUUCUCCCCAAGUCAGUGCUAUCAAUUUUUCUAGUUAUUUAUGGUCUAUUAUUUUGUCCAACUACCUGACAUAAAAACAAAACCAUUUAAUCUCCUGCUUGCAACACUCUGUUUAUUAUACAUAUCAUGCAAAUAUCAGAGGAAAUUACACAUUGUGAUAUCCAUAAGAUCAUGUCAGAAAGCUUUAACAGAAUAUUGUCAGAAGUAUUAUAAAAGAAAUAAUUAUGUGUAUGAUUGUACAUUGUAUAAUUGCACACAUCAGUUUCUAUAGCUUUAUCUUUGUCAAAACUAUACAGAAUUUUAAGUAUGUCUGAAAUUCUGUGAUGUGCUUACUGUUCUCAAUAAUCUUUCAAUCUAUAUUGCAAAGUAGAAUUGGCAGAAAAUGCUCUUGGGAAAAAUGGAACAUAGUUACCAGAACAUUAAUCAUUAAAAUAUCUAUAGUCAUCAGCACUAAAUACUGACAUGCAUUUGUAAAUGGUACAGUGAUUAGUUCACUUGCCUGAUAAUUCAGCCUUUAAAAUCUCUGUUAGAUUAAUCUAUAAUACUUCAUUAAAAGGUUCAAAGCAGUCUCAAUUAUUAUUAACAUGAUAUAUAUAUAUAUACACACAAUAUAUACAUGUGCAUUGAUGUAAAGUUUAUUUUCUGUGCUGUUUUUAAAUUUUCAUUUAUGUAGAUAACAUGACUUCUUUAUAUCCAUAUUUUGGGACUUUCUGUAGAUUCUCUAUAAAGCAGUAGAUGUUUAAAUCUGCUUGCAAUAAAAUAAAAUUUACA
This is a messenger RNA of Thamnophis elegans (Western terrestrial garter snake), 7993 nucleotides long. RefSeq names its product ATPase phospholipid transporting 11A (gene ATP11A). Bases 580 to 4164 code for a protein of 1194 amino acids. Gene Ontology annotation, cellular component: endoplasmic reticulum; trans-Golgi network; plasma membrane. The record is from RefSeq and is a predicted model, not a curated record. NCBI's taxonomy places the organism in Eukaryota, Metazoa, Chordata, Lepidosauria, Squamata, Natricidae. Gene Ontology annotation, biological process: phospholipid translocation. Gene Ontology annotation, molecular function: magnesium ion binding; ATP hydrolysis activity; ATPase-coupled intramembrane lipid carrier activity. The transcript is spliced from 29 exons.